AUGGUCCACCCCACCACCACCUGCUGCAAGACCACCCAAGAUGGCACCUGCGUCUGCGCCGCCCAAGCCAAGUGCUCCUGCGGCCAACAAUCCGCCCUAAACUGCAGCUGCACCAAAGCUUCCACCGAGAACGCCACUUCCGGUCCCCGCUGCUCAUGCCGCUCCCGUCCCGCUGGCCAGUGCACCUGUGAGCGCUCUGUCACCGAGAACCAGUUCUCUGGCGCUGCUUGCCCCUGUGGAAGUCGCCCUGAGGCUUCUUGUACCUGUGAGAAGGCUGCUGGUAUUGACUCGGCUCUGGAGGUUGAUUUCACCGGUGCUUAA
Messenger RNA from Penicillium salamii, 321 nucleotides. The record is from the annotation of a GenBank genome assembly. Lineage: Eukaryota; Fungi; Ascomycota; Eurotiomycetes; Eurotiales; Aspergillaceae.